CGUCCGCAACUGUGGUCCGCAGAUGUUCCUGAUCAGCCGCAAGGGCGGCACCCUGCUGACCAUCAACAACUUCGUCUACCGGUCCAAUCUUAAGUUUUUCGGCAAGAAAAAUGAUAUCCUGUACUGGGAGUGCGUCCAAAACCGAUCUGUCAAGUGCCGCAGCCGCCUGAAGACCAUCGGCGAUGAUCUCUAUGUAACCAAUGAUGUGCACAACCACAUGGGCGACAACAAGCGCAUUGAGGCGGCCAAGGCGGCUGGGAUGCUGAUCCACAAAAAGCUGAGUUCCCUCACGGCGGCCGACAAAAUCCAGGGCUCCUGGAAAAUGGAGGCCGAGGUCAAUCUGGAUCAGCUGCCCAAGAUGUAGCCGCUUCUCGACAUUCCCACCCACACGUCCGAGCUAUGUUAAGGCUAGCUAAUGUAUUUCACGAUUGUUCUUGCAAAGUAUCUUUCUCAUUUAGACUGAGUGUCUCGCGAGCCCAGUUAGGAUGGGUAAGUAGCCUUUUCAUCUGGGAUCUCACAGUACCGUUCUUGUAAUUCGCAAAGUCCCGGGUCAUAUUAUUUAUUCUGUUCUCAUUGCUUAGACGCAUUCGGCCACGGCACUGACUUAGGCAAUGGCUUGUGUUACGUACAAACUAUGAACUCGUAAUAAAAUCAGAUGAACAUCUAAACGAGUUGGAAUUACAUGAUCUCGCAAACGAUUCAAGAGUAUUUUCGCUAUCUCUAGAUAGACCAUCUGUUAAACAAAUUCCACCUUAACUGCUUUCUUUGGGUAGCAUUUUAUUUUGUGCGCUAAGUUAUAACUAAGGAUCGUUUCGCUUAAAAAUAUUUAAAAAUGGAAGAGAAAAAUUAUUUUUCCCUUAAUGAUGUUUUUUUGUGGUUUGAUUAUUCAUGAUUACGAUUAUAUCUAGUAAUCUAAUGUAGUUUUACUUAAAAAUAUUUAAUUUUGCGUUUAAGAAUAUCUGAUCUUUUCAAGAAGUGCGUAAUAUAAGUUUUUUUUUGGUAAGCUAUCGUUUGCCUUAUUUUCAAAUUAAGAAAUAGUUCUUUUCAAUUCAAUGUAUGAUGAAGCUUGGUGAUAUUACAGAACACUACAAGUUGGAGUAUUCUGAGAUCGCAUCCAGAGGAGUUAAAGUCCCUUAGCUGCAUCGUGAGACUGGUAAUCUAGUCUGUAGUAAUCCAAGGCAUCUUUAGACUGCCCAGCUUUGUCCUCACAUUGUUAUGGUUGUGCGAGGAGCAAGUGCUUCGGUAUUUCACCUCGGAGCCCACCAUAAAAGUGGAGGCUCGGGCUUUGCAACCCUUGUGAUGGUACAUGCAUCGCCAGGACCCGAUUAGGUUAUCCUUUCCCAGAAUUCGAUGGACGAUGAAGUGCUCAUUGGCUAUGAUUAGCUUCGGACGCCUGUGGGCAGCCAGAUUGAACUCCGCAGGCCCGUCGUACUGCAGGCCCUUCCUCGAGUAGCGGCGACGAACUGAAACAAAUUAUGGAAGCUCAUGUCAGAAAAUGAUAUUGAUUACAUGCACAUAGGUCAUUUUAAAGCUAGCCUUAAUGGUUAAAACAGAUACAAGAUUUUUCUAAGAUCGUUUAUUUCGUUUUUUGUUUUGUAAAGUGCUUAGAUCUAUCAGGACUUAAUCAACGUUUCACUUAGCCUAGAUUCAGGUGGCUCGAUUUGCAGAAUGUAGUCUUUGGACUAUUAUAAACUUACCCAAAGAUGUAUAUAUUGAAAAAUAUAGAUUUUGAUUUGUGAUGCUAUUCAAUUGUUCGUAGUUAUACAAAUCAUAUGGCACCGGUCAUUGUUGUUACAACUAGCUAAAUUAAGAAAAAUUAAAGUGGAUUUAAAUUGUGUCUUUUGAAGCCUA
Molecule: messenger RNA, 1851 nt
Organism: Drosophila biarmipes
Lineage: Eukaryota; Metazoa; Arthropoda; Insecta; Diptera; Drosophilidae
Exons: 2
Coding region: 23-364 (113 amino acids)
Source: RefSeq, a predicted model, not a curated record